AUGGAUUCAACUUUACGUGAACAAGUUAUGAUAAAUCAAUUUGUGCUAGCUGCAGGAUGUGCUCAAGAACAAGCAAAACAGCUAUUGCAAGCUGCACAUUGGCAAUUUGAGACCGCAUUAUCAAUAUUUUUUCAAGAAGUCGCUAUUCCGACUGGAGCUAAUGGCAUUGCAGCCCCACACUACCGUCAGCAAUUGAUGACGCCAUGCAACACUCCAGCGACUCCUCCUAAUUUUCCUGAUGCACUAGCUGCUUUUUCACGACUGUCUACGACAGGCAGCCCAAACAAUGCAGGUGGCGGUGGAUGUGGAAACGCAACUGCGCCGCCUGUGUCUCCGCUCGCCACGCACCCACCACCGCCACCACCACCACAUAUGCAAAUGAACAUGUUUCCUGGCAAUCCAAAUCCUCAGACAAAUUAUUCGUCAAUUUCCCGCUCAACUGCCAUGUGCAGCGAAAAUAUGCCAAGAUAA
Molecule: messenger RNA, 471 nt
Organism: Spodoptera littoralis (African cotton leafworm)
Lineage: Eukaryota; Metazoa; Arthropoda; Insecta; Lepidoptera; Noctuidae
Source: the annotation of a GenBank genome assembly